AUGGUCCCGCGCUGGGCGCUGUGCCUCUUGGCGCUGACCGCGUGCGCCUCCUCGAGUGGAGAGCCUGUGCGGUGGGUUGCAACCAUCGGGGAUGCGAAAACAUCCUUACAGAUAUCAAGGCCACGUCCCGUCGACAACAAAGACAAUCCAAUAGGCUACGAAGGGAUGGCAGAAGGUGUCAUCUACUCGCGAAGGCCACUGCAGUUCACUGAGCAUACGCACGUGAUGGAAGGCCAUGAGAUUGCCGAAGCGCCGGUGACACCAAAUCAUACGCUUUGGGACUCCGCCUCUAAGGGUCACUUGGGCGGCGUGGUGGAGGCCCUCAUGGACGGCGCGCACGUCGCCACGCGGAUGGGCGCCUACGGCGACACCCCGCUGCUGAUCGCCGCCGCUCGCGGCCACGCACGCUGCGUGCAGUACCUCCUGGCCGCGGGAUCGGACCCAGACGCCUCCGACCUGGUCACGGAUUCCCCCGCCACUUUCUGGGCGUCCCAGAACGGCCACCUGGGGGUGGUCUCCGAGCUCAUCCGAGCAGGCGCGGAUGUCAACAAGCCCGAUCGGAUGUCGUUCACGGCCCUGGAGGUGGCGGCGGAAGUCGGCCGACCAGCUAUUGUGUCAGCGCUCCUCGACGCCGGCGCGGAUGCGCGGCACGCGGACGCUCUGGGAAACACCGCGCUGCAUCUGUCGACCGUUACUUUGGGCAGGCGCAGCGUGAGGAUUGCCAGGAGGUUGGUCCAGGCGGGCGCGGAGGUGGACGCGGCUUCCGGCGACGGGACGACGCCGCUGAUGUGGGCAGCGAGUUUUGGGAACGUGGGAUCGGCAAGGCUGCUGCUGGGGAUGGGCGCGGAGCGGAGGAGGGUGAGCGCGGCAGGAGAGGUGCCGGCCGACAUGGUGUGCCGGUGCCUGGAGUCGAGGGGGAUGGAGCACCUGCUGCAGUGCCCGGAGGAGGGCUGCGCAGGAGGCAUCGCGCCGGAGGUCUUGAGCCAGCUGUUUUCGUAG
Ostreobium quekettii is the source of this 999-nucleotide messenger RNA. Lineage: Eukaryota; Viridiplantae; Chlorophyta; Ulvophyceae; Bryopsidales; Ostreobiaceae. The record is from the annotation of a GenBank genome assembly.